Molecule: messenger RNA, 2265 nt
Organism: Carassius auratus (goldfish)
Lineage: Eukaryota; Metazoa; Chordata; Actinopteri; Cypriniformes; Cyprinidae
Product: agouti-signaling protein-like
Exons: 4
Coding region: 1855-2232 (125 amino acids)
Biological process (GO): hormone-mediated signaling pathway; melanosome organization
Cellular component (GO): extracellular region
Molecular function (GO): neuropeptide hormone activity; melanocortin receptor binding
Source: RefSeq, a predicted model, not a curated record
UGCAUUACAAUAUUGCGUUACUCGUAGUUACUUUUUAUAGAAAGUAAUGCAUCAUGUUAAUUUUGCAUUAAUUUUUCUGAUCUGGGCUGGGAUUACUUCUUUGUUUUUUUUAUAUAAAAUGUACUAUUUUUGGCAAAAGGUAAAAGCUUUUGACAGCAAAAUUGAAGUGAAUACAGUAAGCCUCAGGCUGAAGGAAAUGUACAUUCACGUUUGUGCCUUUCCGCUGUGCAGCCAUAACACAAAUAUUAUGUUUAUCUAAAUCAUUUUUGCUUAUUAUUGGAUCAUUGAAUGUCAGCAACAAAGAAGUUGGAAAAAAAGAUAGGAUUAAAUACAAUUCUGGUUUGCUUCAUAUUCGUAAUUUGCAUUUCACUGUUUUUAUUCAUUUAGAAGCAUACUGAAUGUGUAUUUCUCUAAAUUUGAUGAGCAAAAUGUAUGUCCAUAUUUAAUCAAAGUGCCUUUGCACAUACUCCUGAUUUCUCUCAGCAUUGGAAAGAUCAGUGAAUAAAUGGCUGUGAAUGGAAAGAUCAGUGAAUAAACUGGUGUUACGUGUUUGAAAAUGUAACUGAUAUUUUCUUGUAAAUUAAAAAGUAAUGUAAAAAGUAAAAUGAUCUGACAAUAACUUGAGUUACUUGUGAUGCAUUACCGCCCCAAUAACAGUUUUUAUACCUUUUUUUCUGUGAGUGCAAGGCUUAGAAAAUCUUGUAAAAGUAAUUUAUUGAGACGCAUAAAGCAGUAUUGUAUCUGUGGGUUGGCUUUUCUAUUGCAGGCUAAAGCACACGGACUCAGCUCAUUUCUGUGUUUAUCGCACACCAUCAGUUCACACUGAAUCUAUUUGUAACAUCUGGGCCUUUUCUUUGGAAAACAAUGUUUACCAGUAUGUGAUUUUGUUACGAGCAUUUGCUUCAAAGGUCAGAAGCCAGAAGUCAUUUAAAAUGUAACUAACGAGAAAACAGGUUUCCUAAUGGCCAAAUGUGAUUUUAAAUUCACUGGGGCUCAGAAAAGAAAUUAUAGCGUCAUCUGCUGGUCAAAAUGUUCCUUUUCAUUUUAAACGCCUUUUUUAGUCUCUUGAUAAUGUGCAAUUGUACUGAAACUGUUGUUGAAGGUCUAAUGAAAUGCCUUAAGUAUAAAAUUUUAAUAAUUCAGAUAAAAAAAGCAUGCAUGCAACAGAUCCAUAUCGAAUAAACUUCUAAAUGCAUGUCUUGUAACAAUCAAAAACAGGCUAUCGUAUGUGUGUGUGUGUGUGUGUGUGUGUGUGUGUGUUCAAAGAUCUCAGGGUUUUCUCUCACAAACAAACACAGUGUCCCUAGAAAGUGUUUGCACACUUUAUAUCUGAAUGUCAUCGCAUUAGGUAACAAAAUAUCAAAGCAAGUGGCAUCUGUGCUUUUCUGAACCUUUUUGUGCAACUGUUGUUUCGAUGAUUUAGAUUAGGGUAGUUCUUCACAUUAAAUAUGAACAUGUUACAUUAAUGUCUGAAAGCCAGACAGUGUCAAAAGCUUUAAUUUGAACUGUAUAUCUACUGUUUCUUUUGUUUCUGACAUCCAUUCAUAUAUUUUUAAUUGUGAAAUGUCCAAAUAUGUUUUGGGGCAACACACUUGUUCACUCUUUGUACACAUACUUAUCCUUAACCCUUUCUAUUUUUUUUCAUGUCUGUCUCUCUCCCUCUGUCCCGUCUGGGCGUGGGGAUCCGCCCCUGCUUAAUUUUAUCAUUUCGCCCUUUCUGAAUUUCCUGACUUCAAAAGUCAGUCUGACAUUGCUCUCUCGGUCUCAGCAGGGGAGCGGGGAAUAUCUCAAGCCAGCUACACAAAGGGAAAACAGGGCGCCCCGUUACUCACCAGGACAGGGUGAAGUCUUAAUAUGAAUCCGUCAUUGUUCCUGUGCUGUGUGCUGCUCUGUUUAGCCUGCUGUGUUAUGGUACACACACACAUGAUUAUAGAGGAACAAAACAGCUCCAACCAAACAACUAUCAGCUUACAAGCAAAUAGCCAAACAGAUGCACCUUCUGUGCUCAUAGUCGGGCUUGCAAAAACUCCUAAGAAGAACAAGAAAGCGGAAAAGAAACCAAAAAAGAAAUUCAACCACCGUGUGAAGAGACCUCCGCCGCCGCCGAACUGCGUCCCGCUCUGGAGCAGCUGCAAGACGCCGAGCGCGGUGUGCUGCGAGCAGUGCGCCUUCUGCCACUGCCGCCUGUUCAAGACCGUCUGCUACUGUCGCAUGGGCUACCCGAACUGCUGAACACCCCGUGGAGGAUGCUGGGACCGUCCCGAG